Miscanthus lutarioriparius is the source of this 3135-nucleotide messenger RNA. NCBI's taxonomy places the organism in Eukaryota, Viridiplantae, Streptophyta, Magnoliopsida, Poales, Poaceae. The record is from the annotation of a GenBank genome assembly.
AUGGAGGCACCACGCCCGUGCCUCCCCGGCCUGCUGCUCGCGCUGCUUCCCUGCUGCUGCCUCCUGCCCCACGCGGCCCCACAGUCCUCCCAGCCGGCGGCGGACGAGGCGCAGCUGCUGCUCCAGAUCAAGCACGCGUGGGGCGACCCGCCCGUGCUCGCCGGAUGGAACGCCUCGGGCGCGGGCGCACACUGCGCGUGGCCAUACGUGGGCUGCGACACGGCGGGCCGCGUCACCAACCUCACCAUCGCGGACGCCAACGUCUCCGGCCCGUUCCCAGACGCCGUCGGCGGCCUUACACGCCUCACGCACCUCGACGUCUCCAACAACAGCAUCACCGACGUGUUCCCGACCACGCUGUACCGCUGCGCUUCGCUGCGGUACAUCGAUCUCUCCGAGAACUACUUCCGCGGCGAGCUCCCCGCGAACAUCGGCCACCGCCUGGCGGCGAGCCUGACCACGCUGGUCCUCAGCGGCAACGAGUUCAACGGCACCAUCCCGAGGUCGCUCUCCAGCCUCCUGAACCUCCGGCAUCUCAAGCUGGACCAGAAUCGCCUCGUCGGCACCGUCGCGGCUGGUCUCGGUGAGCUGACGAGGCUUCAGACGUUGUGGCUGGCGUUCAACCCGUUCGCCCCUGGCGAGCUGCCGGCAUCAUUCAAGAACCUGACCAAUCUAGUCAGCCUCUGGGCGGCGCACUGCAACCUCGUCGGCGACCUCCCGAGCUAUGUAGCGGAUAUGCAGGAGUUGGAGGUGCUGGACCUCUCUAACAACUCGUUAACAGGAAGCAUACCUCCGGGGGUUUGGAGUCUGACGAGGCUUCAGACGUUGUGGUUGGCGUUCAACCCGUUCGCCCCUGGCGAGCUGCCGGCGUCAGUCAAGAACCUGACAAAUCUAGUCAGCUUCUGGGUGGCGCACUGCAACCUCGUCGGUGACUUCCCGAGCUAUUUAGCGGAUAUGCAGGAGUUGGAGGUGCUGGACCUCUCGGAGAACUCGUUGACAGGAAGCAUACCUCCGGGGAUUUGGAGCCUGAAGAAAUUGCAAAAGAUGACAGUGUUCAGGAACAAACUCACCGGCGACAUGGGCGUCGACGAUGGCUUUGCUGCAAAGAGCUUGACCAUAAUUGACGUCUCCGAGAACAACCUUAGUGGAGUCAUUCCGGAAGUCUUCGGGCAUUUACAAAACCUCAGAAAAUUACACCUCUUCAGCAAUAACUUUUCAGGCCAGAUACCAGCGAGCAUCGGCCGGUUGCCGUCUCUAUGGACAUUGAGAUUGUACAGUAAUAGGUUUACCGGCACGCUUCCGCUGGAACUCGGGAAGCACUCGGGCUUGGGUUAUGUAGAGGUUGAUGACAACGAGCUCACUGGCGCCAUUCCAGAAGGGUUAUGCGCCGGAGGCCAGUUCCAUUACCUCACCGCUGAGCACAACCACCUGAACGGCUCCAUCCCAGCGGGCCUUGCCAACUGCGCAACUCUGGUAACCCUGGACCUAGACAAUAACCAGCUCACCGGCGACGUGCCAGAGGCUCUCUGGACAGCGACGCAGCUUCAGUUCCUAUCACUACAGAGUAACCAGCUCACCGGGAGUCUUCCGGCCUCCAUGCCUGGCCACCUUACGACGCUACACAUAGGGAACAACCAAUUCGGUGGCAACAUUCCGGCUUCAGCAGUUAUGCUCCACGAGUUCACCGCCGAGAACAACCAGUUUUCUGGCGCGGUACCGGCGAGUCUUGGCGACGGCAUGCCGCUGCUGCAGACACUGAACCUGUCGGGCAACCAACUCUGUGGCGCGAUCCCCAAGAGUGUUGCUAGCCUGAGGCAGCUGACGUUUAUGGACAUGAGCAGGAACCAGCUCAGCGGCGCGAUACCGGCCGAAUUGGGCGCCAUGCCGGUGCUCAGCGUCCUUGACCUUUCGUCGAACAUGCUCUCCGGCGCCAUACCUCCGGCGCUUGUGAAGCCAAACCUCAACACCCUCAACCUGUCCUCCAACAACCUCAGCGGCCAGGUCCCGAUCGGGUUCGCCACGGCGGCCUACGACAACAGCUUCCGCGACAACCCCGGCCUUUGCACCGAGGCUCCGGUACCCGCCGGCGUGCGCUCCUGUGCUGCGGGAUCGCAAGACCGGGGUUCUUCCCGAGGCGUCUCGCAUGCACUCCGCACGGGGCUCCUCGUCGCUGGUGGCGCGCUCCUCGCCGCGGCGGCCUUCGCCCUGCUACUCGUCCGCGACAUCAAGAAACGGCCGCGUGUCGCGGUCCAGGACGAGUGGAAGAUGACGCCUUUCGUCCAGGAUCUGGGCUUCGGGGAGGCGUCCAUACUCCGGGAGCUGAAAGAGGAGAACCUCAUCGGCCGCGGCGGUUCCGGCCACGUGUACCGCGUCACCUACACCAACCGUCUCAACGGGAGCGCGGGUACGGUUGCCGUGAAGCAGAUUCGGAUCGCCGGGACGCUGGACGAGAAGCUGGAGCGCGAGUUCGAGUCGGAGGCGAGCAUCCUCGGCAACGUCCGGCAUAACAACGUUGUCAGGCUGCUGUGCUGCCUCUCCGGCACAGAGGCCAAGCUCCUUGUGUACGACUACAUGGACAACGGCAGCCUGGACCAAUGGCUCCACGGCCACAACGCCAGCGCUGAUGGGCUCCUUACGGCCAGGACGCCAUCCGCGCGGCGGGCGCCGCUGGACUGGCUGACGAGGCUCAGGGUGGCCGUGAACGAGAAGGUUGACGUCUACAGCUUCGGCGUCGUUCUCCUGGAGCUCACCACCGGCCAGGAGGCCAGCGCCGGCGGCGAGCACGGCUGCCUGGUGGAAUGGGCGCGGCACCACUACCAAUCAGGGGGGAGCAUCCCCGAUGCCACAGACAAGAGCAUCAGGUAUGCAGGGUACUCUGAGGAGAUCAAGGUCGUAUUCAGCCUAGGAGUGCUGUGCACCGCAGAUAUGCCGUCGUCGCGGCCAACCUUGAAGGACGUGCUGCAAAUCUUGCUCAAUUGCAGCGACCAGACGCGCCAGAAGAGCAAAAUGGAGAAUGGCCAGGAGUACGAAGCGGCUCCUCUCCUGCUGCCGCAGCGACGCAGUCACCGGAAACAGCCGUCGGACGGAACAGGAAAUGACAUCGAAGAAAAUAGUGACUUCGACAGCACGGUCUAA